AUGUUGUAUGAUGAUUUCUAUGUAAAGGACAGUAAAUCUAAUUUUAUCAAUGAAUGUAAUGCUUUGGAUAAUCAUGAAAAAACUCAUAAGGGCGUGAAGGAACUUUGCAUGAAGCUUGUAAGUUCUUUGGAUAAACUAUCCAAAAUGGAAACGAUAUCACAAGAACGUAAGGAUCGUUGUGAUUAUUUAUCUUAUUGGUUAUAUGAUGAAAUAGGUAAAAUAUAUAAUGUUCACUCGUCUAAAAUAAAUACGGUGCAGUUUGUUAAAGAUCUUAUUGGUGUCGGAAAUGAGGUCAAUAAAAAAAAUAUUAAAAAUAACACGUGCACCAUAAAAACUGAUAGUUCUAUUAGUUUAGAUGAAUGGAAAAAAAGGAAAUAUUUUUAUAUUUAUUUUAAAAAACAUAAUGAGCUUAGCAGUGAUGUUAAUCGAUCGAAUAACUAUAAAUGUAGUAAGCAUAAUAAAUAUCUUAAAAGUAUUGAUUCAUUAUAUAAAACGUAUUAUAAGGCUACAUGUACUGGAUGGUUCUUUGGUGGUAAUACUGAUUACUUUAAGUGUGAUACAAAUUUAAAUCCAAAUGUACUCUUGCCUAAAGUUGAAAAAUGUCAAGUAUCUCGUAGUAGUAGUGGUGGUGGAGGUGGUUUUUUUGGGAGUUGGUUCGGUUUGUCCAGUUCACGUGGAUCAACCGCAAGUCAAGCAGGUGUAACACGUCAAACGCAGGCAAGUGCUAGUGCUGGAAAAGCUGGACCACAAGCACAGGAAACACGUGCAGGAAACGUCGGAUCCACACAAGAUGCGAAAUUAGCAGCUGUACCAAGAGAAAGUAAAGCAACCCCAAUAAAUAUGGAACGUCAGCCCAUACCAGAAAAACUAACUGGACCCUCUAUUGAACAAAAUCAACAAGUUCAACUACAGCAUGUGCCUAAUAGUUAUACUGGACUUGAUACAUUACCUGAUGGUAGUUCUGGCUCCUCUGAUUUUCUUAAAAGCACACAUGAAAUAUUGAAAUCAGAGUAUUUUCGACAUGCAGUCGUGGGGGCUUCAAUAAUUGGAGUAGUUAUCUUCCUCUUCUAUUUCUUUAAAUCAACACCGAUAAGGUCUCAAACAAGUAGAAGGGAUAAGAAGAAAAGAGAACUUGAGAAUAAUUACUACGAUGAAUAUGAAGAAGAAUUACCAAGAUAUGGAUCACAGCAGUCAUUCGCAGAGUCGCAAAUGAGCGAAGCAUAUUUGCCAUAUCAGCCUAGGCGUGAUUCGUAUUAUUAA
Messenger RNA from Plasmodium vivax (malaria parasite P. vivax), 1260 nucleotides. Its product is annotated as variable surface protein Vir12-related. The transcript has 2 exons. Bases 1 to 1260 code for a protein of 419 amino acids. The record is from RefSeq and is a predicted model, not a curated record. Lineage: Eukaryota; Apicomplexa; Aconoidasida; Haemosporida; Plasmodiidae.